This is a messenger RNA of Sorex fumeus (smoky shrew), 1937 nucleotides long. RefSeq names its product mitochondrial genome maintenance exonuclease 1 (gene MGME1). Gene Ontology annotation, biological process: mitochondrial DNA replication. The record is from RefSeq and is a predicted model, not a curated record. Gene Ontology annotation, molecular function: single-stranded DNA exodeoxyribonuclease activity. The transcript has 4 exons. Lineage: Eukaryota; Metazoa; Chordata; Mammalia; Eulipotyphla; Soricidae. Bases 1 to 1017 code for a protein of 338 amino acids. Gene Ontology annotation, cellular component: mitochondrion.
AUGGCGCUGCAGACCCUGCGCGGGCUGCUCAGCGGCUCCAAGGGGUCGGGACUGGUCCCGCUGGGGCGUUUUUCCACUUCCUGUUACUUUUGUGUCCGGAAGAAAAAAGCGAACCCUUACGAAGAAGUGGAUCAAGAAAAAUACUCCCAUUUAGUUCGGUCCGUCUUGUCCCUCCGAGGCCAGGCUCAGACUCCAGAGUCGCUGCUGGAGGAAGAUGCUUUUCUCUACGGACCCGUGAGUAAGUGCAAGCCCGCGGGAAAAGAGGAGGAAGCGAAAGCCCCGCGGAAUUGGUUUCCUCUUUUCAAUCCAGAGAGAGAUCGGAAACCAAACUCAGCGAGUGAUCCUGCAAGUCCCUUGAAAAUACCUUUGCAAAGGAACACUAUUCCGAGCGUGACCCGGAUCCUGCAGCAGACCAUGACCUCGGAGCAGAUUUUCUAUUUGGAGAGGUGGAAACAGCGCAUGAUUCAGGAACUGGGAGAAGACGGCUUUGCAGAAUACACUUCAAACAUAUUCUUACAAGGGAAACAGUUUCAUAAAGCCUUGGAAAGCCUACUUUCACCCCAGGGGACUGAAAAAGAGAAAGAUGAAAAGCUUUUCGAAUCUGGAUAUAUUGAGAGUAUCCAGCACAUUCUGAAAGAUGUCAGUGGAGUACAAGCUCUUGAAAGUGCUGUUCAACACGAGACCUUAAAAUAUGUGGGUCUGCUGGACUGUGUGGCCAAGUAUCAGGGCAAGCUGUGUGUGAUUGACUGGAAGACAUCAGAGAAACCAAAACCUUUGCUCCGAAAUACAUUCGACAACCCCCUGCAGGUUGUAGCCUACAUUGGUGCCAUAAACCAUGAUGCCAACUAUAGCUUUCAGGUUCAGUGUGGCUUAAUUGUGGUGGCCUACAAAGAUGGGUCCCCUGCCCACCCACAUUUCAUGGAUUCAGAGCUCUGCUCCCAGUACUGGACCAAAUGGCUUCUUCGACUCGAAGAAUAUACAAAGAAUAAGAACCAGCAGACUCAGAAAGCAGAUUAGGAAAGGACACUGUUGGAAGACCACUCACCACUUUCUCAAGAGUUUGGGAAGAUAGAGCCUGUUCCCUGUGUGCAUGGAAACAGCUGAAGCAGUUGUACAGCAGGUAGAACACUUGUCUUGCAUGUGACUGACCAGGGUUUGAUCCCCAGCAUCCGAAAAAGUCCCCUGAGAACCACCAUGAGUAAUUCCUGAGAGCAGAGCCAGGAGUAACCCCUGGGCAUCACCGGGGACGGCCCAAAAAGCCGCCCCAAAAUUAAGGAGAAUGCCACAGGAUCUGAGAGCAACACUCACCCAAAUGGAAAUGUUAAUUUGUUGAAAUUUGAUGCAACCGAAAAGACUUAAAAACAAAAAAGUUUUAGGAUCAAAGAAGUGGACUUUAGCAAAUAAAAGACCAACUCUGCAACCUCUGACUUCAUUUUGCAGAAAAGUAGGCAAGCCAGACUGACAUGUCACUCAAGGUCUUUGUACUCCCUAUAGAUCUUUCCGCACCCUGGGAAGGAUGCCCAGCCUUUGAUCAAGGGCAGUGAAGCUUGUGAGGUUUGCCCAGUGCAUACCAGGGAAGGGGCAACCACCCUGUAUGUGCAGAGGGAGAAGUCUUGUAUCAGCCAGUCACUACUGCCAGUACAGUUUGUUAAGAACUGUUUGAGAUACUGAAGCUCUGUAUCUAUUUCAUUGAGGGCAGGGGAUUUCCACUUAAUCAGUAAUGCCUCUUGAGAAUACAAAUGGCCCUUCUCUCCCUUUCUACUCCCGCAUUCCCCCCAAGUUUAGGAUAUAGCUCCGUGGUAGAGCGCUUGCCUUGCACGUGCUCUACAUGGAGCCCUGAUUCCAUCUCUGGCACUAAAUAAUAAAACAAACAAAAACAAAAAGUGGAAUUCUCAGUGUAGAAUUCUAAUGGCUAUAUUCUGAUUUGAGUUCCUGGG